AAUAUCUCGAUAAUUAUUGCGAAUAUCGCAAAAAAGUAUAGGACUUUUAUGUUCACAUCAACCCAUUCUACGUUCCCACAAAAUACCCGGAGGAGAGUGUGAGACACUCUAUAUACAGAGUAACAAUACAGUAACAAGCGAGAAGUAUACGUUACUCCGCCUCGAAAUCAGUUGUUUACUCAUCGUUGCUAAGAGGCUUAAAACUCGAUUUGCAAGGACGUGCAUAUAUCAGCAGACUUAUUAUUCAAACGCAAACCCAUGUUUGUCACUCUCUAACGAGGCAGCAAAUCGAAUUGAAAAGAACAGUGAGAAACGGUGAAAUAUCGGGACAAAGUGUAAAGGAUUUGGAUAGAAACAAAAAGAUGCGGUUGUUACCAAUGGUAUUUUGGCUGCUCUGCCUGUCGAUCUGCGACGGCUAUCGUUUCCUCGGUGUAUUCCCUUUUCAUGGCAAGAGCCACUUCGUCAUGUUCGAGGCUCUGAUGAAGGGUCUCGCCAGGAAGGGGCAUCAGGUGGACGUAAUCAGCACGUUCCCCCUGAAGAAGCCCUAUCCGAACUAUAACGACAUCGUGACAAUCCAGGCGCCCGUACAGCUGAUGAACAAUCUGACAUACAAUGUGAUGCACCAACUGAUCUCCUCGAAUGUAGCAAAAGCGGUCGCGACGAUCGGCGGCAACGAUAUCUGUCAGCAUCUGGGCAAGCCGGAGAUAAUCGAGCUGGUGAAAAAUCCGCCGAAGGAUCCUUCAUACGACGCGGUGCUUUUGGAAGUAUUCGGCGCCCCCUGCUUCAUAAUCAUCGGCCACUUGUGGAACGUGCCCGUCAUCGGGGUCAGCACAACUUCGUUGUACCCGUGGUUGCACCGAACCAUCGGGCAGCCCGAGAAUCUCGCCUACGUGCCGAACAAUUGCCUCAGCUUCUUCGGCAGCAUGAACUUCUGGCAGCGUAUCUACAACAUACUGCACACGGCUUACUUUAAAUGGAUCUUCUAUUCGUUUUCGAGCGUGCAGGACGACAUAAUAAGGGAGCACUUCGGCCCGGGCUUGCCGAGCGUGUGGGAAUUGGAGACGCAAAUAGGGCUAAUCCUCAUCAACUCUCAUAUCUCUCUAAACGGUAUCAAGCCGAUAACACCUGCCGCGGUGGACGUGGGCGGACUGCACGUCUACGACGAGGGCCUGACGCUGCGACCUGACUUGGAGAAAUGGAUGAAUGACAGCAAACAUGGUUUCAUCUACUUCACUUUCGGCUCUAUGGUAAUGAUCGAGACAUUCCCAGACGAGUUCCUGAGAGUACUUUAUAUAUGUCUCGGCAAAAUAGCACCGGUGCGGGUCUUAAUGAAGGUACCGAAUCCGGAGAAACUUCCGCCGAAUUUGCCAAAGAACGUUCACACGUUUCGCUGGAUACCGCAGCUCAAAGUAUUGAAGCACCCAAACAUCAAAGCCUUUAUUACUCAUGGUGGGCUCAUGGGGACGCAGGAAGCGGUAGCCUGCGGCGUUCCCAUGAUUGGUAUACCGUUAUUCGCUGAUCAGUUUACGAAUAUCGACACAUACGUCGCCCGAAACAUCGCCGUGAAGGUGAAUGUAGGAGGAAUAACGGAGGAAAAAUUGGACGCGGCCUUAAACGCGAUUCUGUGGGAUCCAUUAUACAGGGAAAGUGCGCAGAAUUUGUCCCGUCGAUUCCUCGACCGGCCAAUGAAUAGUAUGGACACUGCUAUUUAUUGGAUCGAAUACAUUGUCAGGUACGGCAAUGACGCGUUGCGAUCGCCCGCAUUGGACUUAUCUUGGUGGCAAUUAAAUCUCAUCGACGUAAUCGGCUUUCUCGUGAUCUGCACGAUAAUCGUGCUCAUCGUCGUUGCGUUUAUCGUGCAUUUCGUCUUAAGAACGACCAAAAGAAGUUCUCACAGUUCGCUACGUUCGAAGAAGGUUGAUUGACCGAACUAGCUUUGAAGUGAAAACGUUUUAGAA
Molecule: messenger RNA, 1958 nt
Organism: Odontomachus brunneus
Lineage: Eukaryota; Metazoa; Arthropoda; Insecta; Hymenoptera; Formicidae
Product: UDP-glucuronosyltransferase 2A3-like
Exons: 6
Coding region: 363-1925 (520 amino acids)
Molecular function (GO): UDP-glycosyltransferase activity
Source: RefSeq, a predicted model, not a curated record